Linum tenue is the source of this 1517-nucleotide messenger RNA. Lineage: Eukaryota; Viridiplantae; Streptophyta; Magnoliopsida; Malpighiales; Linaceae. The record is from the annotation of a GenBank genome assembly.
GCCCACUUCCCGUUGCUCCAUUUUUUUUUUGUCUCCACUGCUCCUCCUACUGUUAGUUACUUUCUCAUCUGGCGUUUUCCCCUUUCCCCAUCCCAUCCAUCAUCGUUCAUAACGUUAAAACUUCCCUUUCAUUCCCCUCCCUCAUCCGCCAGAGAAAAAUAAGAGAUUACACUCCGCUCGUCGAGAGAAUUCCAUCACUUUCCCGUGGAAGAGAAAGGGAGGAAAUUGGGUCGCGGCGGUGAAGAAAAGAGAAUGGAUCUCUGGGGAGCGCUGCAAGUGAAGAACGCCACUCGGAGCCCUCUCCUUGCCGGGGAUUAUUCGAUUCCUUCCGAGCGAUUGAGUUGCUGGGCCCGAGAGAAGAAAACGAUUGGGUUUCUGGAGAUCAGGGUUUUCAACCGCAAGCUCUGCUCCCACUCGUUGAUUGUCAGGGCUAAGGCGAAGAAGAACAACAACGACAGCGAUGACAAUUCCUCUUCAUCUUCUUCUUCGUCGCCUUCUCCUUUCGAAAAUGGUGAUAGAUCUCGCCCUGAUGGAGAUGUGUCGAAAGGGAAAAAAUCCUAUGAUGGCAGCAAAACGAACAAUAGUUCUUCCCAGAAGCCAAUUCGGGGGAAUCUGGACUGGAGAGAAUUCAGGGCUAGUUUGGUUGCUCAAGAGCAGGCACACAAGUCAGAGACCGAGACUCACAGCAGCCAGAGCGACCCAUUCCAAGAGCCGAAACCUCUUGCCCCAAAGUGGGCUCACCCUUUAUCAAUCCCUGAGAAUGGUUGUGUCCUUGUUGCCACGGAGAAACUCGAUGGAGUUCGUACAUUUGAAAGAACUGUUGUCCUCCUCCUAAGAGCUGGUACCAGCCAUCCACAGGAAGGACCGUUUGGUGUUAUCAUCAAUCGCCCACUCAACAAAAAGAUUAGGCAUAUGCAGCCAAACAAUAAUGAGCUGGCGACCACAUUCUCAGAUUGUUUUGUGCAUUUCGGCGGCCCCCUUGACGCGAGCAUGUUCUUGUUGAAAACAGGAGAGAAUAAGACCAAGCUUCCCGGGUUUGAAGAAGUGGUUCCCGGUUUGUGUUUUGGUGCUAGAAACAGCUUAGAUGAUGCUGCAGCACUUGUGAAGAAAGGAGUACUGAAGCCUCAGGACUUCCGGUUCUUUGCCGGUUAUGCCGGUUGGCAGCUGGAUCAGUUGAGGGAGGAGAUUGAGUCUGACUAUUGGUACGUCGCUUCUUGCAGCUCAAAUCUCAUCUGUGGAGGAUCAUCCAUGAUGGAGUCUGGCAAUCUGUGGGAAGAGAUUUUGCAGCUUAUGGGUGAUGAUUACUCGGAGGUGAGCCGGAAGCCUAAGCAAGACAUGUAAGUUCAUUGAGAACACGAUGGGUAUGGGUCUGAAUGAAAAUAUGGAUGUGGUAUUAAUGGAGUCAAAUGUACAGAAACUCACUGUGCCUAGAUAGCCUUGUUUUUAGCUUGUUUUCUCUUUCCUUGGCUUUGGUCUCAGUUGAGUGGUAUUAAUGGAGUCAAAUGUAAGAACUUGCC